AUGGCGCCGCCGCCGGAAUUCGUCGAGGUGCGGUGCGCGGGGUGCGGCGAGACGCUGGAGGUGGAGCCGGGGCUCUCCGAGUUCGCUUGCCCCGACUGCGGGACUCAGCAGGCGCUCCCGCCGGAGCUCAUGCCCCCGCGCCCGCGCAGGGCGCUGCCCAUCCCAAGACGCCGACCCGCCGCCAUGGCGCCAGUGCCUGUGCCCGUACCCGUGCCCGUGCCUGUGCCGGAACCCGCGAGUUUGCCGUGCGGCGCCUGCUCCGCGCUGCUGAGCGUGCCGGCGGGCCUCGCGUGCUUCGCGUGCCCUCUUUGCAGUGUCGAGCUUACGGUCGACGGCGGGCGUCUCCGGGUAUACCUCGCCUCGCCACCCUACGCCACAGUCUCAGUCCUGGCGCCGCCCCCAGCCGGCAUUACUUUGAGGCCAUCCCCACACCGGCGUCUCGAGGGUCAAGUAGAAAAGUAUAAUCACCCGACUCGUUCAGUUCAUAGAGAGGAGGCCUUCAGUUCUUCCAGAACAGAAGCAAUCCACACCCUGUUGGCACAAAAAGAGCCCAGUAUCCAUUCAGCUCACAGAGAGGAGUCACGUAUUGAACCACUCAGUAAGACUAUUGCAAAGGCUAGCGAGAGGAAGACUAAAUUGCCUGCUUGUCUUGAAUCUACUGACGUGGUACGUCUAGAGCCUCCCGUACAUUCAAGCUCAGCCUCUCGGGCACAAGUUCGUCCUUCCAAUUAUUCAUUUCGUGCCCAAGAACAGCAACCUGUUGAGGACACUGCAAGUCAAGGAGAGCACAUAAAUGAAUAUCGAGCUGUAUCAAGUACCCUCCAGCAUGAAACAAUAGAGACCUCAAAUCAAGUCAACCGUGUUGAACAGGACCAAGGUGAGUAUCACAGCAAGGCAACUGGAUGGAAUCUGAAGAGGAAAAGGAGCGGUGGGACUGCCAGUGGUCAGAAGGGGAAAAAGAAGGGCUUGCCUUGUUAUCCAAAUGGAGGCCCCCAUCUUAGGCGUAGUGCACGUUUGUCAAAGCAGCCAGAAAAUCCUAUCAACAAUGAGCCUGCCCAGCAGCCAGCUGCUUCGAAUCAAUGUAAUUCGGAUUUAGAUCUAAACAUUGAUAAAAUCAUUUCCAAUUUGUGUCGCAGUCCAUCGCCUCAGCUUCAAAUGCCUCAAGCAAGCUCAAACCAGUCAGGCAGAGUUGAUGCAGCCACUGGACCACCUGUGUCAAAUCAUAAUGCAUCUCAAGAUAGGCAACUCCCACUCUGCUACAGUCAAUUGUACCCUCCAGAGGUCCCCGGUGAACACUGGCUUGAUAGAAGUGGUGACGAGCAGCCACAUUCACCAGAUGCCCGAUUUCAUGAUGUGCAUAUGCAAGGGCAAUGGCAACAGGAGGAUGCACAGAGGGGCCACUCCCUAUUAGAAUCUGUUGUGAAAUCAUCAGGGAAGCGUAGAGGACGUGGACAUCAACCUACAAGACUAACCCAACCACGAAGGGAAGUUGACAGGCCUGUCUUGACACCUAAUAUUAUUGACAAAUGGGAUGUCAAUCCACCUUGUCCUAAGGUGGCCUCUACCAUCACUGUUCUUUUGAAGCAGAAGUACCCUGGGUCUACCUAUCUGCCAGCUGGUCAGCGAAGAGAAGAUCCACCCAAUGGAGAAAUGGUUCUCCACUGGCAACAGUAUCCUCCAGAAACAAGGGAUAUUAUUUUGAAUGAAUUUCUUCAACGCUACAAGUGGGCCCCUGGCCGAGAAGCAGAGUGUCUGAAGGUAUUUGAACGUAGAGCAGCAAGGCAGUUUGCUUCUAUCCUAAGCCAAGAGAAGCGCAAUGUUAGAGCAAAGUUUACUGCAGUAGACAAAUCCAAUGAAACUUCAGGUGCACAUAGGUCCAACGGACAUGCAGAGUCAGAAGAGGAAGAUCAAGAAGAAGAAGAACCCAAGGACCAGCAGGCAUUAGAGAGAAGUGAUGACGAAGACCCCUUGCUGUGGAAACCUUUCCCCCCUGCAUGGAUGCUUCCGAAUUGGUGGGAAAGGUUAUGCGAGCACUGGGCCAACGAAGAAGUCUUAAAGAUGUCUUCCCAGAACAGGAAGAACCGAUUCACUAAAGGUCGUGCUCAUCACACGUCGGGUUCACGGAGCAUUGCCAUGCACAGGCAGCUUAUGGUUAUAGAAAAUGGUGGGAUGCCAGUGUCAGAACUAGAGGUAUUCAACAAGACCCAUAGGCGUAAAGGUGGCACAGGGGAAUUUGUCAGUGAGAGAGCAAAGCGAACUGUGGAGGGCUUCACGAAACGUAUGGAGGAGGCUGGCGAUAAGAAAAUAGACCCCCACGUUGCAUGGGUGCAGCAAGUAGGGGGACGGAACCGUGGAAGGUACUAUGGGCUCACUGGUAUCAUUGACAAGGACAAGGUUGAUGAAGUAGCAAAGUCCAUGCCAGAUUGUUUUGGUAAAAAUGGGCAACGACAGAAAUUCACACAGGAGCAGGUGCAGCAGAUGAUUAAUCAGGCCUUGCAGGGGUUAAAUGAAACCUGGGAGCAGAAGUUUAAGUCCUUGGAGCAAAGUGUGCGUGGUGUGCCACUGUUAGGUAGUGAUCCCAAGCAUGCUCCUGGAUCUUCUGCAGCUAGAGAGGGAGGCCAGGAGGAUCAGUUAAGACAUCUGAACAAAAUUUUGGUACCAAAAUUUCUGCAGUAG
This is a messenger RNA of Miscanthus lutarioriparius, 2676 nucleotides long. Lineage: Eukaryota; Viridiplantae; Streptophyta; Magnoliopsida; Poales; Poaceae. The record is from the annotation of a GenBank genome assembly.